AUGAUAAUUGUACAAAUUGGUUACGCAGGCCAAGAUAUUCUAUUCAAACUUGUGAUCGAAGAUGGUGUGAACGUCAGAGUUGUUGUAGCAUAUCGUCUCAUCUUCGCCACCAUUUUUAUGUUCCUUCUUGCCUUCAUCUUCGAAAGGAACAAGAGGCCAGAGUUUACAUGGAGGCUGCUUAUCCUGGCAUUUCUCGUGGGGUUAUUCGGGUGGGUUAAGAUAGGUAACGGACUUGGAGGACCUUGUUGGAACACUGCUUUGAUGAACAUGAUGGGGAGCUUGAUGGCUCUUUUUGUGGCUCUUAUUUGGAAACCCGAUUUAGAAGAAUGGAGACUAGGAUGGGAUAUUAAACUGUUUGCCCGCAUAUUUUCGGGAAUUAUGAUUUCCGGGAUGGCAUUUGCUGUCAUUGUGUGGUGUGUGGACGCUAAUGGACCAGUAUUUGUGUCCAUGUUUAGGCCUGUAAGACUUGUUGUCGUCGUCAUCGUUGCAUCACUUAUUUUACAAGAGCCUAUACAUUCCGGGAGCAUUAUAGGUACAGUCAUUAUUGUGGGAGGAUUGUACCUCGUCUUAUGGGCUAAGAAAAAAGAAAUGAAGAGUAUGUCAGAUCCAGUAGAAACAAAUAGGACAGAUCGUAAUGCUGUGUGA
Messenger RNA from Raphanus sativus (radish), 645 nucleotides. Its product is annotated as WAT1-related protein At1g68170-like. Gene Ontology annotation, cellular component: plasma membrane. The record is from RefSeq and is a predicted model, not a curated record. Gene Ontology annotation, molecular function: transmembrane transporter activity. The coding region runs from base 1 to 645 and encodes 214 amino acids. The transcript is spliced from 5 exons. Lineage: Eukaryota; Viridiplantae; Streptophyta; Magnoliopsida; Brassicales; Brassicaceae.